UUUAAAAGUUGAACCAUUCAAUAAAUUCUCAAGAUGUUUCAUCUGUUUCUUGUAAUCAGUGCAGUUUUGUGCCACCAUUUUGUUUUUGGAUAUGGUGGAUUUGGGGGCGAAAUGCAUAUGCCGAAACCAUAUCAAUUCGGAUACGUUGCCAAAAUUAAUGGUGGAGAAUCACAUCACCAUGAAUCUGGCAUUGGAGGUGCAGCAGUCCAAGGAAGUUACGGGUAUACAGACGCCAAAGGUAUUCACAGAGAAGUGACUUACUUGGCUGACCAAGGAGGAUUUAAAGCUCAAGUCAAGACAAAUGAACCCGGUACCGCCCCUAAGGAUCCAGCAGCCGUCCAAAUGAUGUCUACUGGCGAUGAAUACAUGGGAGCUGGAUUUGGUGCUGGUGGCAUGGGUGGUGGAUACAUGGGAGGAGCUGGCAUGGGUGGAAUUGGAGGAGGAAAAGGUGGAUUUGGAGGAAGAAUGUGGUAAACAGGAAAAUGAAAUCUGGAAUUUAGACAAAUUUUGAUGGAAUAUUUGAAAUGGAUGGCAAAGCGCUAUAAGAUAUUUCGCUGAGCAAACUGAAAUUGAGUCAUAUCUUGGGACAGUUUUUGAUCUGGAAGUGGUUAUUUUAAAUUCAAACAAUUUGUGUGAAUGUCCUCUUAUCGGCAAUUUAUUUUUUCUUUGUUUUGUGUUUGUUGUGUUUUGUUAAAUUGCUCAUUGCUUUUUAU
Parasteatoda tepidariorum (common house spider) is the source of this 713-nucleotide messenger RNA. RefSeq names its product cuticle protein 10.9-like. Gene Ontology annotation, cellular component: chitin-based extracellular matrix. The record is from RefSeq and is a predicted model, not a curated record. Lineage: Eukaryota; Metazoa; Arthropoda; Arachnida; Araneae; Theridiidae. Gene Ontology annotation, molecular function: structural constituent of chitin-based larval cuticle.